Messenger RNA from Leishmania mexicana MHOM/GT/2001/U1103, 5019 nucleotides. RefSeq lists its product as hypothetical. The coding region runs from base 1 to 5019 and encodes 1672 amino acids. The record is from RefSeq and is a predicted model, not a curated record. The transcript has a single exon. NCBI's taxonomy places the organism in Eukaryota, Euglenozoa, Kinetoplastea, Trypanosomatida, Trypanosomatidae.
AUGCGGUCACUGCGCCUUCGCGCUGUCGGCUCUCUCCACCCCUCGCAUCGCGCUUCUUCCUACAAUGAUACGGCCACGUCCACUUGCUCCGCAUGGCGGUGCCUGAACACGGCAGCAGAAAAUCGUCAAAGGAAUGCGGCGACAGACUCCGCCCUGCCUCCGCUCGAGCAGACCUUCCCAUCGCCACUAUCGGGCCCCGUAGCCUCGAACUCGGUUUUGCUUUCCCCGAUCGACUCUGCCCAUCCGUGCUCGCGACUUUCGCAGCGGCAGAUGCGGCAACGACAGCGAAAAUGGGGUGCCUUACGGCGAUACCGAUGGGAGAACCACUCGCCCCGCCCCAUACCGCUCUCGCUGUUAGGAACUCCUGCGUUGAUCUCCAGCUUGCCGCGCACUUCUGUUGGUGCAACGCAUGGUGGCGUCUCCGAAGACACUCGUGCGAAGACAGUCCCAUGUGACGCAGCGAGAGGAGCACUUGUGAAAACUUGUUCUCCUUCGCGCAGCAGGAGUCUUUCCAGGGCACCGGCGGAGUGCGAAGCUACUGAGGGUACGAGACCACGCGCCGACACAGGCUCCGCCGGUGGCGCCGUUGUCGACUCUGUUGCCCUCAGUAGCACGCGCAACGCUGCGCCUGGCUCGUCGUCCGUAGAGGACCCUCUCCUCUCCUUUCUAGACUCGCACGAGGAAGAUGCGGCGUUGCUGCUCGCGAUGUGGACGUCACUGCAUCGCAGUUGCGUCUUUGGCUCGGCUCUAUCGGAGUCGUUGGUUCUUCAGGUGCGCUGCUUUCUCCACUCCCUUCUUCGCUACCGCGCCAUAGGGGCGGCCGUGAAUUUCUACUACCGGCUCAUGGGUAUCGGUGUGCAGCUGCGUCAAAGUGACCUCCUCCUCCUGUUUUCGAGCUUGACUUACGAAGCCGCCGCAUCGACGGAAGAGGCCCAGUUGCGCAGGGCGGCAGAGACGGCGACGAUGGAAAAUGACCGGAAGAUUUGGACUCAACGACGCAGGCAGUUCCGCGAGUCGGCUGCGCGCACUCACACAACGGACGCCCCAGGCCAAAGUCAGCGCGAGAGAGGUGAGGAGGGAGGGGACACGGUAUUCGCAGGCCAGAUGGGCGUCAUGAACGCGGUGGUGAAGAAGACAGGUGCGCCUGCGUUGUGUGAGGAGAGACCCGCGCGUGUGAAUGCUACCGCCACUGAUAACAUCCAGGACCCGGCUUCAUAUACACACAUAGCUAGAGCUACCCACAUCGCGGAUGACCGCAGUGUUGGCGCCUCCUCAGCUUCACGUGGGGACUGGGGAGAAGUGGGCGACGACGUGCACCCGCCGGGCUCCAUUGCACGCCGCGUGGCUUUCCACCAGCAGCCGGAGUGGGUCAAGAGGUGGAUCCUCUACGAAGCAUCGAUGGGGACACUAGACGAUCUAGACGAAGUGGAGGACCCCAGCCGCCGAAGCACGCUGUCGACGAGCAGCUCUGCAGACGCCUUGCUCAGCGCCAGCGAUGUGGAAGCGGACACCGCGGCGCAGUCGGAGCAGGCGAUGCGAGGCAUGAAGGUGGCAGCGAUUGUGGAUCAUCUGCACCUUCUCACUCUCGGGGCCAUGCAGCGAGACCAUCUGAGCGCAACCGAAGCAAACACACCGCCGCCGUCGCCAUGGCGACCCCAGCGACGUACCUGGAGACUGUCACGGUCGUGGUCGGCUGAGCGGGCCUACUGGAAAGAGGCGCUAGAUCUGAUUCGAAGCGCCUACACCCUUGCACCACGGCACAGGGCUCUGAGCGAGUGCGGCGGCACCUCGUGUCCUCCGGCGGCAGAAGACCUGCUUCUUCCCUCAGACGUCGUGUUCGCUCUGCAGUCAAUGCUGCGUGAAGUGCAUAGCUGGGAGGGCACGCUUUCUCUUCUGCGGCUGACGAUUCCGGAGGCGAAGCAACGAGAUGCGGAUCCGCCCAGAGCGGUUGGUAUGGCAUCCGACUGCUUUCUGCGCGGGGCGGUCCUUUUCAUGGCUUUGGCCGCCUCUGCGCAACCGUGGAAGACGCAGGCGAAGGUUGAAGGGUGGAUGCAUCGCGUGAUGCUGCCUCGACUUGCGCGGGACACUAGGGCGCAAACAGAGGUCACCUCUACGGCGACGGCCGCAACAGCAGCCCUUCAUGCGCUGUGGCUCAGCCACCUCUGCAGUGUAAAGGCGUCACGGCCGGACGAGUUUGUUGUACUCGGCGAAGAGGCGGCUGCUUACUUCACUUCUCUCUCCGUGCAACAGGCAAUUCACGGCGACCUCACCCUGAUGAUGUCGGAGGUAUGCGCGACCACAGAACGAGCGGUUGACGCCCUGCAUGAGACGCUGCAGCGGGCCGCACAGCACCGUCGUACCUCGGAGGUGCUCGCCAAAUCCAUUCGCACCGGUGCCUACAGGGUGGAGAAUGGCAAGGGCAAGCACGAUCUCGGGAGCGACCCUGAGAGGGAUCACAUGUUCGAUCCGCUGUCGAUAACCUCGGUGGCAGCACCGGCAACCGUCAUGAAUGGAAUUAGGUGCUCCCUCUUCACUGAGUAUACUACGAAGUCACCGUUGUCUCCGCCGGCGUUGCUGCCAAGCGACUCGGUGGACGCGUUUGUCUUGUGCUGUGCAGCUGUCAAGGAGACGGUCUGGCUGCGGUUCACGACGGCGGCCUCGACAAGCCCUGCUGCUGUGACGGUCGAAGUGCUGCAGUUUUUGGAGCAGAGUGUGCACGGUCCUUCAGGACUCCUCAACGCGUUCCAACUCCUGUAUGACUCACCUGCCUCGCGGCUGGCGCGCAACGGCAAAGUGUCGACACUAACACCCACGGUAAACACACCGGCGGCACCGGAGUGUGCGUACGUGUCGUGCAUUCUGGCGACUACUCUCUUGCAACUUGUGCAGCUUCUAUGCGCACAACCGGACCAGCAGCAGCACCACUUCAGCUGCCAGAUAUGGAACGGCGCCGAGCUGGUCCUCCUCGUCGAGCUCGCGGCGAAGGUGCUGGAAGGGAUUGCUGCGGCGCAAGUGCAGCAGGCGCCAUGGCGGUGGGCAGUCGAGGAGCGUCUGAAGGAGCUCGCCACUGUGACGGCGAGAACGGUGCGGCUCGUUGUGCAUCAGCUCGACAUUCAUCGCAUGAACGAGAAGGUCAUGUUUGGUGCCAUGACUGACCAGAAUGUGGAACUCCUCGCCCUUCUUGCCCGGGUGCUCAACAAGUCAUCAGAGUUGAUGGUGGUGUCACGCGCGUGCGGUGCUUCUCGGGGCUCGUCACAUUCGCCGGUGUGGCGGAUUUUGACGUCCACGUGCUCUCCCCGCAUCCUGCAAGGGGUGCAUCUGUGCUUCCGAAGCUCUUGCGCACUGGGAAAGCGAGUGCGAUAUCGACUUUGCCGCCGAGACGCCGACAACCUGGACCACUGGAUUCAGCCGCCGCGAUCGCGUCAGCGUACCUCCGACCGCCUGCGUGGUGCCCGCGGUGCGGCGCUAUCGUCGCCGAAGCUGCCGAUGAAGGCGAUAGCCGCGAGUGGUGGUGCCGCGGUGGGGCGCGAUGUGGGCAGGGAUUUCCCUCUUACGGUCAGCCUCCGCGACUCGGUGUACAAGAUCAUGACUCGCGAGCGCACGAGCGCCGGCGUCGGGCAAGCGCUGCAGCGGCUGGCAGCUGCCACGGUGAACUGGAAAGCUAGCUUGCUUCUGUGCGAACUCGUUACAAAGGAUGUUUCUCUCGCCCGCGGCACGUGUAGUGUGGACUUCUUUGCCACAACUCUGGAUCGCAUGGCGCAGGAUGUGGCUAAGUCGAGCGCCGCCGCACAAGCAGGGCUGCGAGCGUCGCGAUUGCAGGGAAGCUGUGUUGUGCCGUCUCGCAAGGGCUACGGUAGGCUGGCCGCCCCGCGGGCGUUUGGGCCACCCAACUUGUGGCUGAGUGCGAUCGACGUGUUCUGGAGCGCCGUCGAUCAUGCUGGUCACGUCGAAGCCGCUGCGGCGCAACAAUCUCACUCCUCAUCAGUGGCUGCCUCCGCCACAACGCCGGGGUCGAACCUGGUGAGUGUGGACGCGCAGGAGCGAGCCGUACUCGCGCGGCUUUUGCUUCCGCUUCUCCGCUUUAGCCGCGCCGUGCAUCAGCGGGAGGUUGGCCGACAGUGGCGUCGCACGUGGGCCGCCAUGUACGCGCCGCCGGAGAAGAAGAACCCGCAGUGGCGCCAGCAGAACAUCGAAGCACUGUCGGUGCUAGGUGACUCAGCGGCGCUGAGUCACUGUGUUUCGGACUACCACGGCUGUGGCAGCGAGGCGUUGCUGUGCUCGGUGGCCGUUCAGCACGGUAACUGGCACGCCGCGCUGGAGGCUGUCUUCCAGACAUACGGUGCUGUCGAAGAGCGUCAUGCGACGGGGACGACGUACUCACUCGUUAUAGCCCGCACUAUUCUGACGCUGCUGGCGAAGUCACCGAUGAAUCUCAGCAACACGGCUAUGCGAUUGCGCACUGUUCAGCGCGAGACGUGGGACGAGGAAUGCAGUCUUGCGGUGGUCCGGCUACUGUUACGUGGGCGCCGAUGGCGCCUGGCGAUGACCCACGUUGACGAGGCGCUGGGGCUGCCAGACAUGCAGCGGGUCAGAGCGCUGGUGCUUGUGGACCCCGCAGGUCGUUUGCGGCAGGGGGCAUCCCCAACCGCGUCCUCCGCGGCAACGCUGGUGCGGUAUGCCCAGCUGCUUACGGCGGCGUUGCAGGCGACGGCGAUCGGCGGCGAUAGUGAGCGCGCACCAGCGUACUACGACGCGUUCAAGGCGCUGGUGCGUUACGUCUUUGGUGAGGUGGUGGACAUGGAUACUCUUCAUACGGCGGAGGUCGACUCGCAGAGUGGCGACGAUGCACUGGACGCCGCGCUCGACAUGACUCACUUCACGGAAAGGGAAGAAAAGCACUCGUCGGGUUUGGAGGACCAAGUGCACGAAGCAGUGCGUGAGCUGGCACCGCGCGCCCGCAUUUUGUUCUUUCGCGCCAUGACAAAGAAGAUGCUGGCCUCCCAUGCGGGCAGCAGGUGA